Molecule: messenger RNA, 1242 nt
Organism: Adineta steineri
Lineage: Eukaryota; Metazoa; Rotifera; Eurotatoria; Adinetida; Adinetidae
Source: the annotation of a GenBank genome assembly
ACACUCGAACAAUUACCUAAACGGUAACAAACUAAAUCGAAUAGAAGUUUUUACUUUGAAUCUUUCGAUAUAUUACAGAGUAUCAUAUGAAUAUCUAUUACAACAAAGAUUUUCAUCGAGUAUUAAAAUAAUUGAUCUAGCAUAGAAGAAAAUGAAUAACAGAUAAUUAAAUUACGGAAUUCAAUUUAGCGCUUCCAAUGUGAAAAGAAAGUCUUGUCUAGAUAUCUCACAGUAAAAGUUCUGUUCUUUUCCAAAUAAUAUCGUUCAAUAGAAGACUUAAUAACCUUUCUUUUUCAUAGAAAAUAUAUAGCCUCUAGCAAGCAUUCUCUCUCUCUUUCUCUCUUGGAAUAUAAUUUAUUUUUUCGACCAUGAUGAAUAAUCGGUGAUGUUAAACAAUAUUAUGAAAGCAUUGAUUCUAAUCGUUAUAAAAUAUGUUGAUAAUUCUUGUUUUUCUAAGCUUUAUAGUAUAAAACUUGGAUUAGAUGAAUAAUACGAUUUAAACUAAGAAAAAUUUUCCAAUCAGAUUCUAUUCUAAGCAAAUGCAAAACUUUUAUUUUGUUAUAAUAAAAAAACAACUGUAUCAUUUAUUUUAGAGAAAUUCAAUUAGAACAAAAAACAGAUUCAUGUCGACUUCAUGGUACUUUAGAAGUUAAUAAACUUGCUGAUCAUUUUCAUUUUUUUGGUGCUCAUGCACAUAUAAGUCCUAUGGGUGUACAGAACACGGCUAUGAAUUUUUCGCAUCGUAUUGAUCAUCUUUCAUUUGGUUUACCAACACCUGGUCUUAUUCAACCAUUAAAUGGUGAUUUAAAAAUAGCAAAUUCAAGUUCACAAGUUUUUCAAUAUUUUCUUGAAGUUGUUCCAACAGUCGUUCAAACAAGUUAUGCUAAUGUUGAAACAUAUCAAUAUGCAGUUACAGAAAAAACAAGAACUAUUGAUCAUGGUACUGGUAGUCAUGGAAUGCCAGGAAUUUUUAUACGAUAUGAAAUAAGUCCUUUAAAAAUAACUGUUAAAGAAGUUCUUCGUUCAUAUUGGUUAUUAUUAAUUGAAAUCGGUGGAAUUUUUGGCGGUGUUUAUGCAACAUCAGGAAUGAUUCAUAGUUUAAUUAGUAUAAUAUAUGAUGCAAUAUUUAAACAAUGUUCGAAUAAUCAAGUGUCAAAUGAUAUAAAAAGAAAGUCUAUUAAUGAUGAUAAUUCACCAGGGAUUGCUAUUGGUAUAACACCCGAUUCAUCAUCUGUCAUGUAA